Aspergillus steynii IBT 23096 is the source of this 1449-nucleotide messenger RNA. RefSeq lists its product as uncharacterized. The transcript has a single exon. The coding region runs from base 1 to 1449 and encodes 482 amino acids. NCBI's taxonomy places the organism in Eukaryota, Fungi, Ascomycota, Eurotiomycetes, Eurotiales, Aspergillaceae. The record is from RefSeq and is a predicted model, not a curated record.
AUGAUGGUUCCUAGAGCUUUUCUUUUCACGUCCGUGCCGUCGCAGAAUCCUUCCUGGAAGCAUGGCACGCGAAACCAACCCUCGUCCAAGUCCGCCGCAGACUUCGUGACCCUUCCAGAUGUCGCUGGCCUCGAUUUCCCCGACAAGGAAGCGUCUGAAGCGAUGCAUACCAGUCCAGUCGUCAUCCCCCCAAAACGCACUUCUCGCACCUCUCCAGCAUGUCCCGAGACGGGUAACAAAGCCCCGCGGACACCCCGAAACUCCAAGACCGCACGAAGACCGUCGUCGCUCGCUUCGAUUCUAGAAGCCACGGCGAUUCCGGUUCCGCGACGCAAGUGGUCGACCCGGGAAUCUCGCAAAUUGCCUCGAGGCGACCAUGUGCAAGAUUUUAGCCGAUUGUUAAUGGAUGGGGUGGACUCGAAAAAUGACCAGCUGAUGGAGGGCAGUGGAAACACCGCGCUCGACCUUCUCCUCAGUCCCCCCGAAGAGAAUGCGAUUGGAAGUGACUGUGGGAGCGAGACGCCGUCGUUCUCUGGUCGCUCCAUAUCUCUCGAAUCCACACCGUCGCUCGAUCAUGACAUAGAGUCGCCGUCCAGUUACUCUCUGUCGCUGACGCCUUCUAGCCAGCGCAGUCCCUCGGAACGACGAUAUCGUCGCUUGUCGCAAUGCGAGGAUUGCGCAUUCGACCAUCCUUUACUAGACACCGAUCCUUCCGAUUAUGAGGAGCCUAUCAUAGACCACAAGUUGACGACUACGAAUCCGAACCCCCCAAAACCCCCGGCGCCCUCGUCCCGACCCUCUGCAAGCUUCGGGUCCACAUUCAAAUCUAACCUGACGGCUUCGCUGCGCGCCAUAAAAUCUGCAGCCCAAACAGUGUCAACGUUUGCGUCACCGUCGGUCCAACCCGACGACUUUCUGACACGAUCCUUAUUCACGAUCACCCCGGAGAUGACGGACGACCGUCGGCCUCCGCCGAUGAAGGAGCCGCCGUCGCCGGCACUACGACGCUAUCUCAACCCGAUUACAGCCUCGCCUGCGGAGAUGAACGCCUAUCACGACCACCCGCAUGAGUCGCUUGAUCCCCGAAAAUGCCCCGUCUCCGUUCAGAUGCAAACGUACCAUCGUUCCGGCCGGCGUGGCAGCCGGAAGAGUGGUUUCCAUCUCAUUGGCUCGGAGGGUCGCGACCGACAGUUCCAUCCGUUUGACCCAGAGAUCCCCCCGAUGACACGUCAGCGCGAGCCCCGAGAGAACAGCGAUUUUCUGCGCAUGGUCGUACUCGAAAUGAACAUGCGACGCAGCGGCAAGCUACGGGAUGACAUCCCGACUCGGGCUCGAGUAUGUCUUCCUCCUCGCAAGGGGAACCAGAACCGUUUCAUGCCUUACGAUGAUUACGAAGAAGUAGAAGAGAACUCUAUUCCGUCUCGAUGGGUCGGGAUUUCGGCCGCCUGA